AUGAGCGAGUCCUAUCAAGAUGAGACAGUCCCUAAGAAUAUUCAGUUAGAAUCACAAAUAGGAUGGAUAGAUCCGCCAGUUGAUAUCAUAUUUACACCAAGUGGAAACGAGUACUUUAUUACUGCCCCACGUUACGACGGGAGCGGAAAAACCUUUACACAAGUGGCGAUUGUUGAUGCUUCCAUUGAAAUCAAUCCACCCAUUCAAAACGGUCAGAUGUUAUAUCUUACUGUUAACACAGUGGACGUUUAUAAAAUUGUCAGUUUCAGCAACGAUACAGUGUAUUUCCUUGCUUCACCAAUAGAAAAGCCAGAAGAGCGUCACCUUUACAGCGUGACGACAAAUAUGCACGCAUACGACUUUAGAGAAAUGACAUGUCUUACGUGUAACGUAAGUGAAGUAUGCCGUUACGUUGACGUCAAUUUUGGACACGCUGGGCAGUAUUAUUUAUUGGCUUGUUUAGGUCCCGAUGUGCCGUUUUACAGCUUAGUUGAAGCUCCAGAUAUGUUAGUCGCAACUAUUGAGGAUAAUGACAGACUGCGUCAACAUUUGUCAACAAAGCUGUUGCCCGAAUAUGAAUAUAUGAAUAUAACGCUUCCUGACGAAAACUACGUUCUUGCUAAAACAAUUCUUCCGCCGGUGUUGGAUAUGGAAGAGGAAAUCAAAUACAACGUUUUAAUAAUUCCAAACAACGAAAUCGGUGACCAAAGUGUCACAUCCAAGUUUUACAUUGGAUGGGAGGAGGUUCUGAGCAGCUUGCGGAGCAUUGUAAUCGCCAAAAUUGACACAAGCGGCUCGAGUGGACGGGGCGAAGAAUGGCUCAAAUCUAUCAGGGGUCAAAUUGGCGCCCGGGAGUCAGACGAGAUACUGGCCUCUAUGAGGUACUUUCGCACGUUGCAUUAUGUUACGGAGAAGAUGGGCAUUUCAGGACAGUCCUAUGGAGGACACGUGGCCUUGUCUACACUGAACUCAGAUUUUAAUGACGUCAUUUUCUGCGGGACUGCCCUUUCACCCAUCGUAGAUUACUCAUAUAUGAAUUCAUAUGUACAUACCAAGUAUAAUAUACCUGCUGGGUACCACAUAUCACAAGGACCAAAGCUGCUGAAAAGCGCCACAAAUAUGAAAAAGCAUUCCUUAUACCUUUUACAUGGUACACUGAAUGAUCGCGUUCAGUUCCAACACACUGCUCAAUAUAUCAAAUCACUGGUGGACGCUGGUGUAAGCCAUAUGCAACAGAUUUACCCUGAUGUCCGGAACAUUUUUGACACUCACUUGUCGCAUGUUGUGAACAACAUUGAACAUUUUUACAUUGACUGUUUUGAACUUGAUCCCAAUUCUGAUCCAAUUUAUAUAGUGGAAGAGGAAGAGGAGGAAUAG
Mya arenaria is the source of this 1377-nucleotide messenger RNA. RefSeq names its product inactive dipeptidyl peptidase 10-like. The transcript is spliced from 14 exons. Bases 1 to 1377 code for a protein of 458 amino acids. Gene Ontology annotation, molecular function: serine-type peptidase activity; dipeptidyl-peptidase activity. The record is from RefSeq and is a predicted model, not a curated record. Gene Ontology annotation, biological process: proteolysis. NCBI's taxonomy places the organism in Eukaryota, Metazoa, Mollusca, Bivalvia, Myida, Myidae.